Venturia canescens is the source of this 2789-nucleotide messenger RNA. RefSeq names its product Autophagy-related 16 (gene Atg16). Bases 412 to 2082 code for a protein of 556 amino acids. The transcript is spliced from 12 exons. Gene Ontology annotation, molecular function: protein binding. Lineage: Eukaryota; Metazoa; Arthropoda; Insecta; Hymenoptera; Ichneumonidae. The record is from RefSeq and is a predicted model, not a curated record. Gene Ontology annotation, cellular component: autophagosome membrane. Gene Ontology annotation, biological process: autophagosome assembly.
UUAGAAACGCAUUAGUGUUGGGCUGUUGGAAAACGUGAACUUGAUUAUACAUCGGAGUAGUGUGCGUAGUGUUUGACAUACUUAUAGGUUAGAAUAUCUAUUUUGAUAAUCAUAAAGAGAAAAAAGGUAUUUAACGUAUUUUCACAUUGUCAUGUGACAGUUGUCUCAUAUUUUUAUGGCAAUCGUCAUUGCAAAUAGUCCGAUAGUUUUUCGCGGGUUGUCGCGCGCGUAAAUACAACCACUUAAAUAACCGUCACAACAUAUAACCUUCUCCAGUAUUGUUUUUAAACGGGAAGGAAUUACGAUAUCAUCGUAUCGAGUUGAUUUUUUUUGAUUGCUCGAUCAUUUUUUAAAACGUUUUGCCAUUCUUGUGUAGUGUUGUUUUUUUCGUUAUCACAAUUUUUUGGUGAAAUGGCGAGCGGUGAACCUGGCAUAACCCAUUCGUCGGGUGAACCUAGGGAUUGGAGAAAAGAUUUAAUUUCACAACUUCGUGACAGAAAUAGAUCGCAAACACACUGUUUCGAGGAUCUUAUAAAUUUACAUAAUCGAUUAUUUGAGAAAGCGAAUACAUUGCGAGGAGAGAACCUUCAAUUGACUGUAGCGAAUGAAAAGCUCAAGUGCGAAGUUGCAUCAGGCGGUGGGGGUGUUGCCGGAGUCUUGGGCACAAAUUCUGCUCUUGAAGCUAGAUUAUUGGCUCAGGCCGAAGAGCUGACUACGCUGCACAGAAGAAGAGGAGAACAUGCUCAACAAAUAGUUGAUCUUAAUAAUAAGCUUCAGGAAGUAAUGAAAGAGCUACAAAAUAAAGAAAACAGCUUAGCAGAGAGCUUAGACCUGAAUGCUCUGCUGCGCUCGGAUUUAUCAAGGUAUGUGAGUAAAGAGCAGGAACUCGAGGCUGCCAAUCAGAUGCUCAGAGAUGAACAUCAAGCAUUGCAACUGGCUUUUGCAGCUCUGGAAGAAAAACUCAGGAAAGCUCAGGAAGAGAAUCGCCAACUGGUCGAACGUUUAAUAAAAUACAAAGCUAAAGAUGCAGACAAGAUGAACGAAGAAAAUGACAAUUUUCUCAAAAAAAGGCAAGCGAAGGUGCAAAAAGAUUUGGAGGAUGCAGCGAAAGACACGCGAACCGUGAGUCCCGAUCGAACGAGUUUGAAGGAAGGAAUGGUCGGCUUACCAACUUCCGUUCCAUCCACCGUCGCCGUCAAGUUUAACGCACACGACGGAGAGGUGACCGCAGUUAAAUGGUCCCCGGUCGAUAGGAUCCUCGCAACUGGCGGUGCUGACAGAAAAAUCAAGCUGUGGGAUAUCGCGAAAGGUGCUUGCGAUGGCAAGGGAUACCUCGUUGGAAGCAACGCGACUGUCAUGUCCGUCGACUUCGACUCGACUGGAACUCUCAUCCUCGGUGCGUCCAACGACUAUGCGAGCAGGGUGUGGUCGGUCAGUGACCUUCGUCUCAGGCACACAUUGACGGGCCAUUGCGCGAAAGUUAUGGCCGCGAAGUUUCUCGGCGAGCCAUCGAAAGUAGUGACGGGCAGUCACGAUCGAACUCUUAAAAUCUGGGACCUUCGUAGCCGUGCUUGUAUCGAAACUAAAUUUGCUGGCUCGAGCUGUAACGAUCUCGUCACAUCGGACGGUGCAGGGUCGACGAUAAUCAGUGGACAUUUCGAUAAAAGGAUACGAUUUUGGGACACACGAGCAGAAUCGAGUUCGAACGACAUCGUUCUUCAGGGAAAAGUCACCUCAUUGGACCUGUCUCGAGAUGCGAAUUAUCUUCUCAGCUGCGUGAGAGAUGACACGGUAAAACUGUUGGACCUGCGAAUGAAACAGAUCGUGGGAUCGUUCAGUGCCGACGGUUUCAAAGUCGGUUGCGAUUGGGCGCGAGCGACGUUCAGUCCAGACGGUCAGUACAUCGCCGUCGGUUCGGUUGACGGUUCCGUAUUCAUAUGGAACGUAACGACGAAUAAGAUCGAAUCGGUUCUCAAAGACCACACAUCUGCGGUGACGGCGGUUGCUUGGCAUCCUCACGGCACUUAUCUAGCAUCGGUGGACCGCUUUAAGGUGGCGACGGUGUGGGGCGAUCACGUUUGACAGGACGAGUGAUCGUAUCGGGUUAAAAAGAGGAAAAUAAUAAACGAUCGUUCGAAUGACAAGCGGAAAUUCUUCGGCUGUAAAUCGCCUACAAUCGUCAAUAACAACGGCAAUGUAGUACAGACAUUUUUUUUUCAAUUAUCACUGAAAAAAAGUCCGCAUUGUUUCAAACUUUCGUUACUCGAUGCGAUGUUGAAAACAAAAAUCAAUGAAAAGCAAAAACAUUCUCGAAAGUCCAAAAAAUAUGCGUCUCGAUUGAAGCAGAUAAACACUGUUGUGCUCGUACGUAAGAAGAGAGCGAAUCAAACGUUAAAAUAAAAGCGAAAUACUCGAAAGAAACACGAGAUAGUCCAAUAUAAUUGAAGUAUUACCGAAUAUGACGAUCUUCAAAAUUCAUUCGUGUCUCGAUUAUAUAUCCUCUGGAAUGUUAACGUGAAGUGUAAAUAAUCGAAGAUCUUAGAUAAAACAUACUUUUCCAUAACGAAAGCAGAGGGUUUUUUUAAAAUGAAAUCUUGUUGCGAAUUUGAGUCAAAAAACCAUUUUUUAGUACAGCAUUUGUAUACGAGCUCGAGGAAAACUGCGACGAUACGUAAUCGUACAGUACGCAACAAUAAGCACAAUAACAUUGAAGAUCGAAUGGUUGUUUCAUUUAUAUAGAAAAAUAUUUUCAAUCUUUAUAUUAAAAAAAAAAAAAAAAAAAAAAAAAA